Exaiptasia diaphana is the source of this 1597-nucleotide messenger RNA. RefSeq lists its product as uncharacterized. The record is from RefSeq and is a predicted model, not a curated record. The transcript has a single exon. NCBI's taxonomy places the organism in Eukaryota, Metazoa, Cnidaria, Anthozoa, Actiniaria, Aiptasiidae. Bases 59 to 847 code for a protein of 262 amino acids.
GCGGACUUUGACACUAGUAUUCGUGCAGACAGGCAAGUGAUAACUUCCGAGACCCUUUAUGGCUUUUUGUGAAGAACCUCUCUCGACAAGAGCAACAAGAGCAACAAUCAAAAAUAUCAAACAUCUGAAUUAUCUCCUUCGAAAAAUAUUACUGCAGAGAAUAACUUACGGAUUUCCUUAUCAAGAAGAAAAGACAGGAGAAUGGUUUGAACUGCCUCAAAGCCAGUUUCAAAAAGUGACUAGGACGGGUCCAAUCAAUAUUUUAAAUAUAAGAGGUACAAAGCCUAAGAAAAUUGAAAAUUAUCCUCUUAUAAAUGGAACUGACUUUCUCAAAAACUUGACAGAAAAUGGCUACAAAAUCCUAUUUCAUGGCACCAACCACGACUCAGCUAAAAAUAUCAUAGAGAAUGGAAUUUGCCUAGAUAAGCUAAACAAACAAAGAGCACAAGAUUUUAGUUGUGGAAAAGGAUUUUAUUUGACUGAUCAAUUCGACGAAGAAACCGGGGCUGUGACCUGGGCAUUCCGUCGUAUGGGCAGACAUCAAUCUGUUUUGAUUUUUAAGAUCCCAAAUCAUGAAUUUGAAAGCUAUCGAGGAAGAUCAAAGAACUUAAUUGGAAAGGACAAGGAACUCAAGGAAUUUGUUAAAAUGUACAGACUUGGAAAAGAAAAGAAUCGAGAUUUACAAAAAAAUUUAAAGGAGGUUUCCUUCGUGGAAGGACCAUGGGUCAAAUUGGAUAGAGAAUCCGUUAGUAUAAUUCAAGGAAGCUACCAGAUCUGUUUACAUUGCGAUAAAAUGGCAGAAUGUUUUGAUAGACACUUACAUUCUGUCAUAUUCUUUAACAAAUAGACGUCUUAAGCUUGAAAGCCAAGCACAGAAACCCCACAUGUACAAAACAUAAAUUCGCCACGAAAUAGUUGAUAAGGAUUUUCGACAGUUCCCUUAUUUUUUGAGUCCAAAGAGAGUCUGUUCUCUAGCUUGAUUGUCACCCACAUCGCGUUCUCUCUCGUCUCUGUCUCUGAAUACACCCACCCACUAUAUAGUUACACACUGACUUACCUCCGUUCUAAAAAUUACAACACACUGACUCCCUAUCACACACACACAGUUGCUGACAAGGUGCGGCACAAGAUCAAAUUUAUACCGAACACUACAUAUGGUCUUGGAAAAUAUAUACUGUCACUAUAAGAGAUUUACCUAAUGGAAUUUCUAGAAUACAUUAUGUAAUCUUUUUUCACUUAAAAUGGUGGGAACUAGCRGUAAACUAGUGUGAGCUGCGUCGGUGUUUCUAAAGAAACAGUUAUGUGAAAAGAUAAAUUUAACACCUCCGACGAAGGAUUAACAUCCGAAACGUCAGUAAGUUUUUCCACAUACUUUUUUUACGGUGUUAAAUUUAUCUUUUCACAUAACUGUCUUUUUUUACUUAAUUGGAGCUCUAAGACAAUAACUGAUGAAAAGUGAGCUUAAUUCAAAAGUAAGGACAUUUAAGUACCAUAGGGAUUAAUAUUGAGAGUAGUUAUAAGCAGUUUGUAAAAGAAACGUCUCAGUUAAUAGAUAUUCAGGUGCAAUACGAAAAAAAACAAAGAAGUAUAAACGGUU